AUGGAUUCAGGAAAAUACGCCAAUGACCCGGAGUGGGCAUCCAUCACCCCAAUCCCGCUGGAUGAUGGGUCCGAAUCCGGUGCGAUGCCGCUGGCAACGAUUGCCUAUCCCUCCGACUACCUCGAGGCGACGUCGUAUUUGCGGGCCGUGAUGGCCGCGAAUGAGAUGUCGGAGCGGGCCUUGAAGUUGACCAAGGACGUGAUCUCCAUGAAUCCCGCACACUACACUGUAUGGAUCUACCGCGCAAAGAUCCUCUUCGCGCUGGACAAAGACCUCUUCGAAGAACUGGAGUGGCUAAACGGCGUCUCACUAAAAUACCUCAAAAAUUACCAAAUCUGGUCUGUAUCCCAGGCACCACCGCCAAGUCCUCAUGGCUUCAAGUGCACACUUCCCCACCCUCCCCCUAAAGAACUAGACUUCCUCAUGGAAAUGCUCGCCGAAGACUCAAAGAACUACCACGUCUGGACAUACCGGCAUUGGCUUGUCCGACACUUCGCGUUGUGGGAUACGCCCCGCGAAGUCGAAGACAUCAACUCCCUCAUCAAAUUAGACGUCCGCAACAACUCCGCCUGGAAUCACCGGUACAUGCUGAAGUUUGGACCGCGCCAGGACGCGCCCGACGCGGGCAUGGCAAAUGCGGGCAAUGCGGCAUUUUCGACGGGUGAGACGGGCGUUUUGCCCGUUAUCGAUGAGGACCUUGUUGAUGAUGCAUAUCAUCAGGGCGCCGGAGAAUCGGAGUCCGUGGUGGUAUGCGCGGGGGUGUUCAGGGCUGCUGGACGAGAUCUUCGAGAGUGGGAGGAGUUUGCCGGGAAGUUUGUUGUUUCGCCGGAUGAGGUGAAGAGUAGUCAUGCCAUUGAGUGGUUGGCGGAUGUUUAUUCGCAGGAUGGGGAGAAGGGGGCUCGCGCUGUGGAGAUGUUGACUCUCCUCGGGGAGAAGUAUGAUCCUAUUCGGAAGAAUUAUUGGGAUUACCGGAUUCAGCAGAUUGCCGUUUGA
Messenger RNA from Penicillium argentinense, 993 nucleotides. It is a transcript of the gene ramB, whose product is annotated as bifunctional protein farnesyltransferase/protein geranylgeranyltransferase. Gene Ontology annotation, cellular component: cytoplasm; protein farnesyltransferase complex; CAAX-protein geranylgeranyltransferase complex. The record is from RefSeq and is a predicted model, not a curated record. NCBI's taxonomy places the organism in Eukaryota, Fungi, Ascomycota, Eurotiomycetes, Eurotiales, Aspergillaceae. Bases 1 to 993 code for a protein of 330 amino acids. The transcript has 4 exons. Gene Ontology annotation, molecular function: protein farnesyltransferase activity; CAAX-protein geranylgeranyltransferase activity. Gene Ontology annotation, biological process: protein farnesylation; protein geranylgeranylation.